UGUAUAUAUAUAUAUAUAUAUAUAUAUAUAUAUACCCUUAAGUUGUUAUUAAUAUAAUAGAGUUUGAGUCAAAGCACUGCACAUGUAUAUGGCUUGCUAAAGAGCGCUUAGAAGGAGUACUGGGCAAGAUGAAGAGUUGUGUUGAUGGAGAGGAGGGGAUGUGUGGAUCCAUAAAUGAAAAGAGAAAGAGUGCUAUAGCCGCUAUAAAAUCGUCGACGAGAGGAGUCGGUAUCGUCUUCGUUGCGCUUUUCCUUCUCGUAGUUUUGAUUCCUUCGCGAUGGAUCGACCGUGUUUCCUUCGUACUAACAAACAACGAGGAGAGCUCGUCCCACGGUGGCCACGCCCACCCCAAAAAGUCCCCACGAAUCCCCAUCUCCUUCACCUGCCCUAACGCGACAUCCGUCGAACGCCUCUCCUGCACCCGGAGAGCACCACCAUUAUCAACCUCUCCCUCCCCUUCCCCCUCCCCCACCCCCUCAUCCUCCUCCUCCGAACCCUCCCCUUCCACUGCUGCUACUACUGCUGCUGCUGCGUGCCCCGGCUACUUCCGCUACAUCCACGAGGACCUGCGCCCAUGGCGGGGCCGCGGGGGGAUCACGCGCGCGGCGGUGGAGGAGGCGCGGAGCCUCGCGCACUUCCGGCUCGUCGUGCUCGGCGGGCGCGCCUUCGUGGAGCACUACAGCGGCGCGUUCCAGACGCGGGACGUGUUCACGCUGUGGGGGGUGCUGCAGCUCCUCGCCCGCUACCCGGGCCGCGUCCCCGACCUCGACCUCAUGUUCAACUGCGACGACCCGCCCGUCGUCCGCUUCGACAGCUACCGCGCCGGCGAAGGCCCCUCUGCGCCGCCGCUGCCGCCGCUGUUCCGCUACUGCAAGGAACCCGCCACCGCCGACAUCGUCUUCCCUGAUUGGUCCUUCUGGGGUUGGCCGGAGGUCAACAUAAAGCCAUGGGAGCCGCUUUUGGUGGAUCUUAAAGAAGGCAACGAGCGAGUUAAAUGGAAGGACCGGGAACCUUAUGCCUUCUGGAAGGGCAACCCAUGGGUGGCUGGAACUCGGCAGGACCUCCUCAAGUGCAAUGUCUCCAAUGGCCGCGAGUGGAAUGCUCGGCUUUUUACACAGAAUUGGGAAAGUGAGAUCCGGAAUGGAUUCAAGGGAUCAAACCUGGCUGACCAAUGCUUAUACAGAUAUAAGAUCUAUAUUGAGGGACGGGCGUGGUCGGUGAGUGAGAAGUACAUUUUGGCGUGCAACUCACCAACUCUGUUAGUGACGAGUAUGUACCAGGACUUUUUUACGAGGGGAUUGAUGCCGGGUCACCAUUACUGGCCAAUUAGGCCCGACCAUAAGUGCCCGUCAAUCAAGUUCGCUGUGGACUGGGGCAACAAGCACCAGAAAGAGGCGCAAGCUAUAGGAAAGGCGGGGAGCGGCUUCAUUCAAGAGGAAGUGAAGAUGGACUACGUAUACGACUACAUGCUGCACUUACUAACCGAGUACGCGAAGCUCUUGCGGUAUAAACCUACCGUGCCCGAGAAGGCUACUGAGUUGUGCUUGGAAUCCAUGGCUUGCGCCGCCGAAGGGCUCGUGAAGACAUUCAUGAUGGACUCGAGGGCGAAAUGGGUCCAUGAUUCGGAACCGUGCACGUUGCCGCCUUCCUUCGAUCCUAAAGAGCUCAAAGAGAUAUCUAAAAGAAAAGAUGAGGCAAUAAAACAAGUGGAAAUGUGGGAGAGAAAAGCAUAAUCCGCGGAGCAAAAUUGUUAGUUAUAUCCGGAAAAAAAGAGUAAGUUUUAUAUAAUUCGCCCUUCCAAAAUUUACAGCUUUUUGUCUUUUUUACAGUAGAAUUGAGAGCAAGCACAUAAUUUUUCAGUUUCGCAUCUUGGCUAUUUAGAAUAUCGUCUAUGAAACCAAUGUAGAGGAACAGCAAGUCUAAAAUUGUUUUACAAAUGUGAAUGAUUAACAUAUAUUGCUUUACAGAAAAUAAUAAAGUUAUGUUAAACUUGUGAUUGAGGUC
Molecule: messenger RNA, 2004 nt
Organism: Ananas comosus (pineapple)
Lineage: Eukaryota; Viridiplantae; Streptophyta; Magnoliopsida; Poales; Bromeliaceae
Product: O-glucosyltransferase rumi homolog
Exons: 7
Coding region: 129-1733 (534 amino acids)
Source: RefSeq, a predicted model, not a curated record